AUGAUAAUACCGUUUAACUCACAGCCCACACAACCUGGAAGUUCUUUCCCGUUGAACCAGGUUGAUCCUCACUCUUUAGUAACCACAGCCCCGUAUCCUCCAUCAAGUGCCACUUUGGUGCCGUCUGCCCCAAGCCAAAUUUUCACGAUUCCUCAACCAACCCUAAUAUCCGGGGCGGAUAAUACUUCAUUUGCUGUUCCACAGAAGCGGAGGAAGCAUUCUCGUGAAUCAGAUGCUCCUCGGAAAGGACGCAAGCCCGGGGGCUCAUCCAAACCUACCUUCGAUCCUAUAGCUGAAGCAGGCGAAGAAAUUGAUCCCAGCGUUGUGACAAUGGCGACAUUGUGCGACGAUACUGGCCAAGGCCGCAUCAGCACGAAGGCCGCGCAGGUUCUCAGCAGUUAUGGUACCUGGAAAAAAUCCAAUCGCGAUAAACGUGCUCGCAUGAGGGUUACCAUGGAAGCUAAGAAAUAUGGGAGACAAGAUGAUGAAAACGCCAACGGCAGCGCUUCGCAACCCUCUAAUCCUUCUUCGGUUGUUUUGAGCGCAAAUGGUGAUGGCGUAGACUCGACGCCUGAUCCCUCCACACAAUCUAGCUCGGCCGAUCCAUCAUCAAAUGAGGGCGAGGAGGCACCAAGAGAUAAGAAUGGAAAUAGUUUUGAUUACUCACAGAACCUGUCUACCAGCCAGUAUAACGUCCAGAUCCGCAUUGGACCCAAUGGAGAGACAAUUAUAGACGAGGAAUCUCUUUUUGUUGAUCGUAAUGCCGAAGAUGACAGCGCUGAUUAUACUCAUGUCGAGGAGUCUGACUUGUCGAAAUUCGUGAACUCGGGAACAUAUGGCAAGCGGUAUCGCGGUUCACGAUGGAGUGCCGAAGAGACUGAGCUGUUCUACGACGCGCUUUCUCAGUUUGGUGAAAAUUAUGAGUUGAUAUCUUACGUCCUUCCGGGUCGUGACCGAAAAGCUUGCAAAAACAAGUUCAGGGCUGAGGACAAGAGAAACCCUUUACGGAUCAACCAUUGUCUCAACAAUCGUGUGCCUUAUGAUAUGCAAACUUUGUCGCGGAUGACGGGAAAGGACUUUAGCGGACCCACGCCUGAAAUACGCGCACCUGUACUCCAGACCUUAUCUGAUCCCCCACCAGAAGAACGACUGGAGACUACACCAGCGGAGGCGUCCCGUUCGAGUCGAGUUCGAAAGAAAAGCAAAACCCCGAAUAAUGCCGCUGAAGUUGAGGUCCUUGGCGACGUUGCCAGCUUUGAUGACAAUGAAUCUUGA
This is a messenger RNA of Coniophora puteana RWD-64-598 SS2, 1275 nucleotides long. RefSeq lists its product as uncharacterized. The coding region runs from base 1 to 1275 and encodes 424 amino acids. Lineage: Eukaryota; Fungi; Basidiomycota; Agaricomycetes; Boletales; Coniophoraceae. The record is from RefSeq and is a predicted model, not a curated record. Gene Ontology annotation, biological process: RNA polymerase III preinitiation complex assembly. Gene Ontology annotation, cellular component: transcription factor TFIIIB complex. The transcript has 3 exons. Gene Ontology annotation, molecular function: TFIIIC-class transcription factor complex binding.